ACAGGUCCACCGAACGGCCUCCCAUUGGAGAGUGCGGACAGGGGUGUUAUGUUGGUUUUGUUGGAGUUAGCGUCCCGUGCCAGAGGCCCUGGUUCAGACAGGUUGACUCUGGUUUACACAAUGAGGGGGUCACGCUCGCUACAGAAGCGUUACAGGGGUUGUUGAACACGCAAAACUACCACAACUUUGUUAUUGAAAUGAGUGGUGGUGGGAAUAUGAAGAGGGACUACGACAUUACAACCAGGCAGCUCUCAACGAGGAGUUUCCAGAGAAAACUAGGCCUGUGAAUUUUAAACAUCCUCUCUUCCAAUGUCCGGACAUGAGUCCCUCUCCCUCUGUCCCUUCCUCAGUCGAGUUAGUGAAGGCGGCCGACAUCAAAGUCAUUGCUGCCCUGGGAGACUCUAUGACCACUGCCAUCGGCGCCAACGCCUCCAACGUCCUUGGGAUCCCUAUUGAAUUCCGUCACGUGUCAUGGAGCAUCGGGGGCUACGGUUCCUUCCAAGACGUCAUCACCUUGGCGAACAUCAUCAAGCUGUACAAUCCCAGUGUGCUGGGGGCGGCUCCCAGUAAGACGGUGCACGGCACCACGGCCCCGCUCAGCGAGACAGGCUUCAACCUAGCCGUCACCGGACACAACACCUUCAAUCUCCCUGGGCAGACAAGAUAUCUGAUUGACACUCUCAGGAACUAUGAGGGUCUUACCUUUGAGGAGGAUUGGAAGCUUCUGACCAUUCUCAUUGGCAUGAAUGACAUUUGUGAUUACUGCAAAGAUAAGGCUCUGUUUUCAGUCGACAACUUCAUCCACUACAUGACCGUCUCCUUGGAAAUGCUGAUGAAUGAGGUGCCUCGGAUGAUCGUCAACGUGGUCCAGAUCCUCCCCAUGGAGACUCUGCGGGAGGUCCAGAGACCUGCGCCAGGGUGCCUGCUCCAGCGGUCCUUCUGUUCUUGCCUGAUCAAGCCAGUGGCCAGUUCUCCUGAACUACGGGAACUAGUAGAGGUCAAUCUGGAGUUCCAGAAGCGUCUAGAGCAGCUCCUCUACAGCAAUCGCUUCUUCCGGGACGACUUUGCGGUCGUUCUUCAGCCCUUCCUGAAGAACUCCGACCCCCCCCGCCUGCCGAGUGGAAGGAUAGACAUGACAUUCUUCACCCAUGACUGUUUCCACUUCACCAUAAAGGGACACGAGGAGCUGGCUAAAGGCCUCUGGAACAACAUGUUUCAGCCCGAAGGACACAAGCUCAUGGUGAGCAGUUUCUCAGACCCCAUCGACCUGAUCUGUCCAUCACUGGAUCAUCCAUACAUCUUCACCCGACCCAGUGCAGCCAGCAGAGACGGCCUCCCACCCCCUGUCCUGGAAGACCCAGCCUCUGGGUCUCCGCCGUGGGCCCCCCGCCCCCUCGUCCUCUGGGCCCCGUUAGCCUGCAUAGCUCUUUGUACUCUACUAUAACGCCCCCGGCCGUCUGUCACGUUCAACACACGGCUAGUGCCAAAAGAACUGGUGUCUGCCAAGGCUGGACGAUACUAUUUACUAUUUAGUCUUUUAGCUGACACGUUUAAUCCAAACCGACUUACACUGCUUUUUUAACGGUGUGUCCUGGCUCCAAAAUGGUGGAUCGAUCCCCCAACCGACUUCAUGUCAGCGGAAACCCUACAGAACUCCCGUUGUAGACUGAGAACUCAACUGUUCAGACGGCAGCCUGGCCCAGGACUUUUGGUUUUAAUUUAGGUUUGGGUCGUUUUUUUUACCAUUCCUUUGUUGUUAUUCAGAUCGUUAUCAUUAUUUCUGCUCCAUCAACAACUAAUGUGCAGAAAAUUCAGCCAUUUAAUAUUCUGCUGCUGUCUUUGUUGGCCUACUUUUGUGGAAUAGAUUCUGGAACUCAUUUGCA
This is a messenger RNA of Gadus morhua (Atlantic cod), 1883 nucleotides long. RefSeq names its product phospholipase B1, membrane-associated. Gene Ontology annotation, cellular component: brush border membrane. The transcript has 16 exons. The record is from RefSeq and is a predicted model, not a curated record. The coding region runs from base 320 to 1444 and encodes 374 amino acids. NCBI's taxonomy places the organism in Eukaryota, Metazoa, Chordata, Actinopteri, Gadiformes, Gadidae. Gene Ontology annotation, biological process: phospholipid metabolic process. Gene Ontology annotation, molecular function: A2-type glycerophospholipase activity; phosphatidylcholine lysophospholipase A1 activity; retinyl-palmitate esterase activity.